Nanorana parkeri is the source of this 3080-nucleotide messenger RNA. RefSeq names its product RB binding protein 8, endonuclease (gene RBBP8). The transcript has 19 exons. Gene Ontology annotation, cellular component: site of double-strand break. Lineage: Eukaryota; Metazoa; Chordata; Amphibia; Anura; Dicroglossidae. Gene Ontology annotation, molecular function: damaged DNA binding; double-strand/single-strand DNA junction binding; Y-form DNA binding. Gene Ontology annotation, biological process: DNA double-strand break processing involved in repair via single-strand annealing; double-strand break repair via homologous recombination. The coding region runs from base 392 to 2956 and encodes 854 amino acids. The record is from RefSeq and is a predicted model, not a curated record.
UUGGACUUGUUCCUAGAUGAUUGAAGAACCGGUUUGACUGGCUUCGUAUGCCAACAAAUUCUGGUAUCAUUCCAUGUUACACAGAAUGUAGAAACCUGCCCAGCGAGUUGAAUGAAAAGCAUAUUAGGAUAUCCAUUGCACAUUGUAUAUAUGUGAGGUGUAGCUCCACUUCCAUACACACCAGCAGCAGCUGCCCCAGGAUGGUCCAGGUUGUAUCUCGCCAUCUAUGUGUGAGUCUGUAGCUAUAGGAAGAAGACAGGAUUGACACUAAUCAAUCCACGAGAACAUUACACAACUGAUAGGGUGGAGGUACAAGUGAAAAAGGAGGCGCAAUAUUAGCUGUAUGGCUUGAACAACGUAAGCAAUAGUGAUUGGAGCAAUUCUUUUUACCAUGAAUGUAUCUGGAAGCAGCUGUGGCAGCCCCAGCUCUACCGAGAGUGUCCCUGCUGGUGACUUAUUCAAGGACCUGUGGACAAAGCUAAAGGAAUGCCAUGACAAGGAGCUUCAAGAACUUCUAGUGAAAAUCAACAAACUGAAGACACAGAGAUGUUUGGAUGCCCAGAGACUAGAAGAAUUUUACACUAAAAACCAGCAGCUCAGAGAGCAGCAGAAGGCACUGCAUGACACCAUCAAGGUUUUGGAAGACCGGCUCCGAGCUGGGCUCUGUGACCGCUGUGCAGUGACUGAAGAGCACAUGAGGAAGAAACAACAAGAAUUUGAAAACAUUCGUCAACAGAACCUGAAACUCAUAACUGAGCUUAUGGAAGAGAAGAACACUCUGCAGGAUGAAAACAAAAGACUCUUAAAGCAACUUGAGCACAUGCAGAAGGCAGCAGACACACUAUUGAAGGCACAUGACGAAGAAACAGCCACUCAUGGAGAUGGCGAGGAUGGCAUUAUUCCUGACUCUCCAGUCAGUUCCUUUUCUGGAAAUGUAAUCAGCAGAAUGCGCAGGAGAAAACUGAAUAAGCACAUUCGUUAUACAGAACACACACAAGAUGAAUUAGAGACUUCAGAAUGCACAAACAGUUCUGCAGCAAGGAUAUUUGCCUCCACUCAAGUAAAUAACAGGAAAGGAGAGACUGUCCUAGUUGCUGAUACAUGUGCCUUAACAUUGUCUCCAGUUCCCAACAAACAAGAAGUUGGCAAUUUUACUGCUGAGAAGCCACUCUUCAACUUGGCAGCUGUUGUUGCAGAAACAAUUGGCCUGGAGGAAUCUCAAUCCCAGAGUGUAUUAAAUACUUCCAGGACCAGUGCAGCUACAGUACAUGGUAAAAAUGAAGAACUUUCGCUAGGAAACAGUGAGCUAGGGUUCACAGAGAAUUUACAAGGCAAUCCGCAUGAAAUUGAGUGGGACCCCAAUCGAGUGUCACCAGUGUUUGGUAUGCCCUCUUCAAAACUGGAGAAUAAUUCCACACUGGACACUAGUGUGUCUCUUCUGCCUGCUGGAAUAAACUUAAACCCUCAGCUUCCUAACAGAAGCCCUCUCCAUAUACUUUCAAAGCGUGAAGAUGCCUCUCUGGUGACUGCCAUCAGUCUGUGCCAACAACCAGACUCUGUAAUUAGUCAGUGCUCAGGCAACAAACAGAUGUCUUUGAAGCGAAACCCCAUUGAUUCGGUUAUCAGUGGGGUCGGCACAAAUGGUGCUUUUGUUACCAAAAAUCACCUUGAAACUGAUGAUUACAGACAGACGAUAGGAAGGUGUGGGAAGCGGAAAAAAUUAGACAAUAUUAAGGAAACCAAUUGUGAAAUGUUAUCUCUUAACAAGGAAAACAAUUUUCCCCUGAAAAGUUCCACGAACACCAGAGAGAACUGCCUAGACAAGCCUUUGGAUCUUUCGGAUCGUUUCUCAGGAUUGCAUCCUCAGGAGAGUAGCCGUGAAAACCCCAGAAAUAAACUAAAACAAGCUACCAUCCAGGAGACACUGAAGACCACAACUAACAGUACUUCAUCGCUGCACAUGGAUAACAAAAAGGCUUUUAGAGGAGAGUCUGGGGCUUCUCAUAAGUGUGACGAUAAUGAAGGAGCCCAAGGUGGCAGUUGUCUGUUUGAUGACAUGGAGGCCGAAGGAACCCAUAUACCAAAGAGGAUGGGCAGGUCAAUGCAGAGAGGUUGUGAACCAGCAUCUGUGUUGCAAACAAACCCACACAUUAAUCAAACCAGAGACAAAGCUAUGGUCGCAGAGCAAGGUAAAGCUGUAGACAACAUGCAAUGGAGCAUUGACCCAGGGGCGGACCUUUCUCAGUAUAAAAUGAAUGCCACUGUGAGGGAGGAUGAGGAUGGGAGCCAGCGUAAUGCAGAGGUUGAAGAUAUGGAUUACACAUAUGUCAAUGAUAGUGUGCUGUUGAAGAUGAAAAACCAAGAGUGUGCAGACAACAACACUGAGGAACAAAAAGGUCAUGACAGCUUCACAGAAAUGUUCGACAAGACAGAGUAUGAGGAAUAUGUGUCCUAUACUCAGGAGUCCUGCCCUUCCCGCAGACUGGAUGUAGAGGAAGAAGGUGAUGUUUUUACACUGCCAAAGAAAAGGCCUCCCAAUGAUAAAGAGAAUCAAGCCAAAGGAGCGAUUUACCAGAAACAGAAGGCAUACGUGGAGCCUUAUGUGCAAACCAGUGAAAGAAAUAAGCCUACAAUGGAUUUCCCUCAUAUUGAGGUUGUGCGAAACAAGGAGGAGAGGAGAAAACUGCUUGGCCACACUUGUAAGGAAUGUGAGCUGUAUUAUGCAGACCUUCCAGAGGAAGAAAAAGCUAAGAAACUGGCCAGCUGCUCCCGGCAUCGUUUCCGCUACAUCCCACCAAAUACUCCAGAAAAUUUCUGGGAAGUGGGCUUUCCUUCAACUCAGACCUGUAAAGACAGAGGUUACAUAAAAGAGGAAAUGUCUCCCUGCCAGCGACCGCGAAGACGACUUCCAUACAAUGCCAUAUUUUCUACCAAAGGCAAAGAGCAGAAGACCUAAAACCACACACAUUCACUUAUGAUUUAGAAGGGAGAGAUGAGGAUAGAAAUACAAGUGCUGCCAUUGCUGAAUAGUUUAAGGUGCACAUCAAGGGGAUGACAUCUUUAUCCUGUCUUUACUUUUA